Messenger RNA from Cavia porcellus (domestic guinea pig), 4437 nucleotides. It is a transcript of the gene Prob1, whose product is annotated as proline rich basic protein 1. Gene Ontology annotation, cellular component: nucleoplasm. Lineage: Eukaryota; Metazoa; Chordata; Mammalia; Rodentia; Caviidae. The record is from RefSeq and is a predicted model, not a curated record. The transcript is spliced from 2 exons. The coding region runs from base 101 to 3091 and encodes 996 amino acids.
AGGCAUUCUGACCCCACGGCGUCUCCAGCGGGGCGGGGACAGAGCGGGCGCCACCAGCGGAGGCACUGUGAGGGAGGUAGAGCGCGGUGUCCGGCCCACCAUGCUGACCGCACUCGUCCCGCCGGCCCGGCCUGGGCUCCCAAGGCGGCUGCCCGCAGUCCCCGCACGGCGCCAAGACUCCUCGGGUUCGUCGGGCUCCUACCACACAGCGCCGGGUUCUCCCGCGCCCCCGGACACAGGGUCAGACGCAGCUUGGGCAGACUGGCCCUGGGUGGCCCCCGAGCGGGGGGCGGGUGCGCAGCCUCGCCUGUCCGUCAGUGCCCAGAAUAGCCAUCAGCAGCCUUGGACCGGCUCGGGUUUCCCGCGAGGCCUGGGCUCCGGCACGCCACCGCCCCAGCCCCAGCUGCGCGUGCUGCCGUCGGGGGAAAUGGAAGUCAUCUUCGGCGCCGGGCCCCUGUUCAGCCGCUGCUCGGACACGGAGGAUGGGAUAGCACAACAGCUCUCGGCACCGUCAUUCAGCCCCUCUCCGCCGAGGACAGCGUCUCCGGUCCCCGCCCCACCGCUGCCCUCGGCCCCCGACGGCGGAGCUCGCUGGGCUACCUACCUGGAGCUGCGUCCCAGCGGGCCGAGUUCCGCCUCCUCCGCUCAGCUUGAGUGCGUGGAGGUGGCGCUGGAGGAGCGCACUGCGCCAGUUAGGUCGCGAACAGUGCCCAAGCGUCAGAUCGAGCUACGCCCUCGACCCCCGAGUCCCCCGAGAGAAGCCUGCAAGCAGCGCCCCCGGCUGCUCCUGCGCACCGGCUCCCUGGACGAGUCGCUGAGCCGCCUGCAGGUUGCAGCCGGCCUUGUGCAGACGGUGCUAGCCAGAAAGCUGGGUCCUGCGACCCAAGCUCCAAGUAGCGCCAUCGUUAGGCCCACGGAGCGGAAAGAACCUAAGACUGGAGAAACAGUCCGCAGCAACCGAUCUUGGCCACCCCGCGCACAAGAGAGUUCAGGGCCCGCUAGAGCCCCAAGGCCUUGGCCCAGCCUCCGAGAGCGCGCCAUUCGGCGCGACAAGCCUGCGCCUGGGACCGAGCCGCUGGGUCCUGUUAGUUCCAGCAUCUUUUUGCAAUCAGAGGAGAAGAUCCAGGAGGCACUCAGCCAGCGACCCAAGACUCAGUUACCCCAAGAGACACCAGGUCGAAUCGUCCCGAGGGAACGGAGCCCGUCUUUGGAGUCCAGAGUCCCCUGGGAAGUUCCCAGUAGAGCUAAGAGGCCUAAAAGCCCAUCUCCGCCGAGCCAGACCGCUAAUGGAACCGUGAAAGAUCCUCACUGCCCGUCCCCUCAGAACCUGUCCCCGGGGAAUCGGACUGUCUGGAGGGUGAGUAGUCCUCCGUUCUGCGAAGCAUCUUCCGCGUGGGAAAAUCGGAAUCCAGCCCUCGAGGAACCCGUCAGCAGGAGCAGCCCUUCCCCACAAACUCCCUCCCAGUGGACUCAGGGUGGUGCGAGAGCAAGGAGCCCAUCCCCCGAAGUUCCUUUCCAGUGGAAGAGCUCGCCUCUAGCAGUACCGCGCACCGUGGGGCGGGGCAAGAGUCGGUCCCCACCAGCAGUGUGCCCAAGGGACGAGCCAGACUGUCCUAUUGGAACGCGAAGCCCAUCGCGCCAGGAGACCCGGGGACCCAGUGCACAGGGCUCCUCGAUAGUAUUUAGGCGGGAAGUUAUGAAUGGCGUAGCUCAGGAGUUGGAGCCGCCUACGCCAUCUACACCUGGAACCCCACAGCUAACAGAGGUGCAGGGCCUGCCAGCGAAGGAAUUGCCAGAUUUUGCCUUCCGGGGCAAUCAGCGGUCACCAGAGGCAGAUGCACCCGAGCCGUCCCGCAGUCACCUCCUCAGCACCCCCGACACCGACGGGCGCCCAGGGGUCUUGGGCUGUGGAGAAGCGGUCAUCGAACGCCAGCGCGUGGCCAUUCCGCGGCCGCGAGAUGUGCGCAAGAUUCUGAAAACCACCUACGCGCCCGGCUUCCCCGCAGGAAGCUCAGGCUCAGGAAAGCCUGCUCCUCCCGCGGACCCUUGCGGGGAGGGCGGCCUAUCGCAGACGCGAGAGUUCCAGGCGCAGGGGUCCCCCGCUCCGGCUCAUUACACCUCUGUUUUUCUUAAAGACUUUUUGCCAGUCGUGCCGCACCCCUACGAGUCCCCGGAGCCGUCCCUCGACCCAGGUACCCAGGACGCCUUGCAACCCAACGGGGUCUUGCGGCGGAGGGCAGAAAACAGCACAGCGAAACCCUUUGCGCGCACUGAGAUCCGCCUGCCGGGUGCUCUGGCCUCGGGCCGGCGGCCGGAGAGAACCCCGGCAGUGCAAGCGCCCCGUACCCGCCGAGAGAACGCCGGCGCCGAGGCUUCGCGCCUGGUCCCCGAAGGCGAGGGUCGGACCAGCCCCCUGGGCGGCGCUCGCACCUCCCCGCGGCGGUCCCCCAGAGCGCCGCCAGGACCCCAGCCGCCACGCGCAGGCUCUCCUCGGGCGCGCUCCACCUCCAGCCCCGGGAAGGCACCCAACCUGGAGAUACCCGCGCUGGCGCCCGAGCCCGCAGCUGCCAUCCCGGCGCCCCUGCCGCCCCAGCCGCGCGCCGCCUCGGCGCCUCCCACGGACCGGUGCAGGCAAGGCCCCGCCCAGGGGAUUCGGAGGCUGCCCGGGGCUUCGCACCCGGGGAAGGUUCUGGUGGACCCGGAGAGCGGCCGCUACUAUUUUGUGGAGGCGCCGCGGCAGCCGAGGCUACGGCUGCUCUUCGACCCUGAGAGCGGGCAGUACGUCGAGGUGCUGCUGCCCCCCGCGUCUCCGGGGCUGCGCCGCCACGUCUACACCCCGCUGGCCAUGGGGCCUGGCCUCUACCCACCCGUCUAUGGGCCCAUGCCUGGCCUCGCACUGCCACCAUCCCCGGGCCCGCCGGCCCUCGGUGGUCCCCAGCUACCUUGGUCCUCUGAGGCUGCGCCCCUAGACGGGAUGUACUACCUGCCUUUGAGCGGGACCCCCAGCCCCGCCCCAUCCUUGCUUUUCUGUGCCCCACCCUCCAGCUCGGGUUCCCCCCAGCCUGGCAAGCGCUCAGUGGCUCCUUUGUGAGGUCCAAGCAGCGCCUGAUCCCAAGGUUGGGGCUCUUAGAAGGCAUUGAGGUUCUGGUUCCCACGCCCCUGCUCUCUCCUCCAAUCACCUCUUUGAUCCUCCCCAGCUAGUGUCAGACCGGAAGUGAGCUUCAGCAGUGUAUCAGAGAUUGAUGGAGGUGAAGUUCAGCAAGCAAAUAUGAAAAAGUGAGGAGCCGGCCCAGGAGGUGCUGAAGUUCCCUCGGCAGCGGGAAGGGGAGAAGCAGGCACCAGGCUGCCCCAGAGGUGGUAGGCUGUCUGUCUCCCUGAAAAUGGGAUCCGUUGAUGUGGAGCAGACCAGUGGGCCCUUUGCAGGUGUGUGUGUGUGUGUGUGUGUGUGUGUGUGUGUGUGUGUGUGGUGUGUGUGUGUCUGGGGGACUCUAUGAAAUCCAUUGUUUGGAAGAAGAGCUGAGCUCUGGCCUGGUAGGCCAGUGGCCAGUGCAGCCUCCAGGCCAGGUUGGGUCUGAGAAAGAGAGCUGUGGGGACAGCAGGCAAAGGGGAAGCAAGGUAGUAACAUAGGAUGGGCCGUCCAGUCAGGCUUGGAACCCCGAGUGAGAGGGCUGGGGUGAAGGGAGCCCGGGUGGCUGUGGUCCUCAGUGGGGAGCCUAGCUCCCUCCCCUCCCCUCCCCUCUAUCCCGUCUCUGGCUUUUCCUGAAGGCUGUGCUGGCUCGUUUUAGGGAUGUGGCUUCAGCUGCUCCCACCCAGGUAGUGGGGGCAGUUAAACUGAAUCACCAGGUAGGAUUUAAAAGAGGAAGAAAGGAAGUGGGGGUGGUUGUUUCAAGGGGAGCCUCUUGGCCCCUGUGGGUGACUGAGGGUAGGUUAAGGCUGAUUGUAGCAGGGAUAAGGCACAGUAGGACAGAAGGGUCUGAGCUCUCAGCUGGGUUCACUUCCUUGUAGCAACAAUGCUCAGAGAGGGGCUGGCCCUGCAGACUGACCCAGCACAGGAGAAUAUGGAACCAAACCUGUGCUCCUGAGAUUCCAGGGACUUCUGAGAAAGGCUGAGAGCGCUAAGGGAAAUCUGCAUGAUGAGGAAGGAGGUCUGCAUGGAGUCUGUGGUUCUGAGCUGGAAAGGGCAGACAGGGCCUUGCUGGACCAGGAUAUGAUGUGAUACAUUUGGGACGAGAUAGUUUCCAUUAGCAGCAAUAGCAUCAGGAAUGGGAAUCAGUGCCUUCCUUGGACCUGGGUGCCUUAGAGUCCAUGUCCCCUGGACUGAAAGCUGUUGAGGAGAACUAUGAGUCUGAAUAAGUUGGACAUCUCGGGUGUUGGGGCCACUCCUCACCUCACCCUGGUGUGCAAUAAAUGGCUGACCAUGAGCCGUGGUGGCUGACA